Molecule: messenger RNA, 1997 nt
Organism: Apis mellifera (honey bee)
Lineage: Eukaryota; Metazoa; Arthropoda; Insecta; Hymenoptera; Apidae
Product: stromal membrane-associated protein 1
Exons: 8
Coding region: 198-1658 (486 amino acids)
Molecular function (GO): metal ion binding; GTPase activator activity
Source: RefSeq, a predicted model, not a curated record
UCGUUUAAGAUAUUGAGAUGUACAAUCCAAUAGAAUUCUUUCAACUAAUGACGUUUCAAUGAGUAACGAAUUGAACUAUUGGGGGCGUUCGCUGACCAUUACUGCAUACUACUUGACGACUCUCGUGUGUGUUCAGCAUUGUAAGAAGAAAACAUUGUUUUGGAUUUGUGUGCAGUAAAACUCGUCACUAUACAGUAAUGACGUCCCGCCUGGAAAAAGAACGUUCCAAGCAAAUACAAGAGAAAUGUCAAAAUCUUUUGAUACAGAUGCUACGUGACGAAGAUAACAAGUAUUGUGUCGACUGCGAUGCAAAAGGACCAAGAUGGGCUAGUUGGAAUCUAGGUAUAUUCUUAUGUAUUCGUUGUGCUGGAAUACAUAGAAAUCUUGGAGUUCAUAUAAGCAAAGUUAAAUCUGUUAACUUAGAUACUUGGACACCAGAACAAGUAGUGAGUUUACAACAAAUGGGUAAUUCCCGUGCAAGGGCAGUAUAUGAAGCAAACCUUCCAGAUAGUUUUCGAAGACCUCAAACAGUUUGCAGUCUUGAAAGUUUUAUUCGUGCAAAGUAUGAACAUAAAAAAUAUAUAGCUAGAGAGUGGGUACCACCUCCUUUACCAAAGGUUAAUUGGGAUAAAGAACUUGAUGAAGAAGCAGAAAGACAACGUAGAAGGAAAAAGGAAAAUUCUAAAACAUCUAAUAAUCAAGCUAUACUUCCACCUGUAAAAAAGUCAGAAGUAGUGCCUCAGUUGCCAAAACCUAAAAGCUCUGUUAGUCCUAAACUUAAUAGAGCAAAUAAUUCUGCAACUUUAGACUUACUAGGCUUAGAUGCCCCGGCAACAAAUCAAACAAAUAUAAAUGGUGCUGGAGAUGAUAUAUUUUCUUCCUUUUUAUCUGCACCUCCAGCUUCAGUAGCUUCAACAACUAAUAAUACUUCUAGUACAACCACAAGUGUAUCAACAACAAUAAGUAAAACUGAAGAAGAAAGUUUCUUUGAUCAACCAGCACCAUCACUUCAAGAAAAAAAUAAAAUGUCCAAAGAUAGUAUUUUAGCCUUAUAUGGUACAUCAAGUAAUCAACAAUCAACAAUGUUUGGAGUUCCUGGUGGAAUGUAUGCUCAACAAUCUACUGUUCAAUAUAAACAAGUACCAACUGUAGUACCAUUUGGUCAACAAACUAGUUUUCCAAAUCAACAAAGUUCCUUAACUCAACUUAAUCAACUUUCCAACCAAAUAUCUGUUACAUCCAAUCAAUUACCUAUCAAUCAAAAUCAAAUUACAAUGAAUUCUACUCCAUUAGGACCAGUGGCAUCAAAUUCUUUAGGAAACUGUUUACAUGUAGGCCAGAUAAAUCAAAUGAAUGGUGUACCCAAUCCUGCCAUUACAAUGCAAUCUCAAAUGGUAAUGCAAUUAGGGCAAUCUAAUAUUAAUAGUAAUAAUGGUUGGAGUGGAAUGUUAACACAAAAUCUUCAACCAGCUCCUGGUAGUAAUCCUUUUUUUAAUUUAACAUCACAACAGCAGCAACAAUCUAUUGCAUUUGGUUCUCAGUUACCACAACAAAUGGCACAACUUUCUUUAGGUGCCACAAGUUUUUCAAGUACGCCAGGAAAAUCCACUACUACUCCACUUCCCGGACAAACGCUUUCCACCAAUUUGUGGCAGUAAAAGUUUUAUGAAUAUUAUUAGUUGAUUGAUUAUUUCAUUCAGUGUUGUACACUAGUGUCAAAUGUUCGUUAUCCAAUAUGAUUAUAUUUCCAUAUUAGUUUGGAAAUUGCUCUGGGAUAUAACACAACAAAGACACAAAUAAGAAGUACUCAAAUACUGUCAUUUUCGAAAAAUAAUUCGUGAAUGCAUACAGUAUUUUGAGUCUAAGAGAUUUCUCUUUUAAAGCUUUGCUAGCUUUCAACAUUAUUGUUGGAAAAAUGGGAACUACAAAUAAAAAUGAAUUUUUGACUGAUUGUAAAGAGUUAUUCAUAACGUACAGUAUAUACAUUAUGUAUUUGA